CAGAAUAAUAAUAUUUUCAUAUCGCACGUCCCUACCGUGUCGAGCGCAAUAUCGAUGCAGAAGAUCAAUCGAAUGGGGAGCGUUAGUCCCGAGUUGCGGGUCGGUAAACCGGAGGCAAGAUACAAGGUGGUGGUUAUCAAGGUGGGAACGUCUUCGCUGCUCCGGAAAGGACAUCUUCAUCUGUCACUCCUGGGUGCUCUAGCGGAGACGUGCGCUGACCUUACGAACUCUGGGUUCAAGGUUAUUGUGGUGACAUCCGGUGCUGUCGGUGCAGGGUGUCAGGUAUUGGGAACAACGGUACGUAACUGUUCGAACCCUGGUGGCCAGCACUGACCACUUGGAUUCGUACGUGUGAGUACACCACACUAACGGACUAGCGGCUGUGCUUUCGUGAUGCCUAGUAUCAAAUGCUGGCAUUUAUAUUCUUUUUACAGACGAAUAAUAAAGGGGAAGAAUCGCUGACUGCUUUGAUCUGACUUCGUCUCUGACAGGAUAAACCCACAGACCUUGCUGGCAAACAGGCUAUGGCUUCGAUAGGCAUGGUGCGACUUAUGCGGAUGUACGAUGACUUCUUCACCUCGGUGUCGCAGCCCAUUGCGCAGGUCUUAGUCUCCCUAGAUAACCUCAUGGACCGGACACAGUACCUGAAUGCUCAGAGAACCUUCCAGGCACUGCUCGCCCGAGAUGUCAUCCCAAUAGUUAACGAAAACGACACGAUUGCUGUACAAGACUUGAAGUUUGGAGACAAUGAUACACUCAGCGCUCACAUUGCAUCGCUUACCGAUGCUGACUACCUUUUUCUGUUGACUGAUGUUGAUGGCCUAUACACUGGCAACCCCGUGAAUGAUCCGGAAGCGACAAUCAUACCCUUGGUAGAAAAUAUUGAGGACCUGGUGGUUGAUACCUCCGAUGGCGCGGGGACAAAAUUUGGUACGGGAGGAAUGGCGACAAAGAUACAUGCAGCGCGCUUAGCCACUGCUUCAGGUUGCCAUACAGUUGUGAUGCAUAGCAACCAACUCUGUCAUCUCACGGACAUCGUGAUCAAUGGCGCAUCAUAUGGCACCCUUUUCCUCGCUGUCCCGCAACCGUUAGUUGGCCGUAAACGAUGGAUUCUUUUGCAAAAGCCCGCUGACGGCCAGAUUGUUGUGAACCAGAAGGCGGAGGUCGCGCUUAAUAACGACAAAUCGCUCUAUGGGACUCACAUAAUCUCUGUUGCAGGUUCAUUCACUGCAGACGAAGCAGUUCCACUUUUCAUUACUGACUCGGAAGGAGAAUUGCGUGAGUUUGGGCGCGCCAUUGUCAAUUACUCAUCAAAUGAAUGCGAGAAGCUCAUCGGACAACAGAGUGAUGAUUUUUUCGACAUCGUAGGAUACAGCGGAGCGGAGUCUGUAGCGCACAGGAAUAACAUUUGUUUGUGGAUUCCAGGUGGUGAAGAGGCUAACCUAAUGGACUUUCCUGAGAUAAACAUGGAGACGCAUCCUUCGGUAACUGAUCUGAAUGAACUACUUUCGGAAAAGCCUAAGACACCGCCGCCCUUUUCCACGAGUGGUAGCGCGAGUGGUGACUCACCUAAAGCACCCACAGAAUGA
This is a messenger RNA of Micromonas pusilla CCMP1545, 1589 nucleotides long. RefSeq lists its product as uncharacterized. The transcript is spliced from 2 exons. Lineage: Eukaryota; Viridiplantae; Chlorophyta; Mamiellophyceae; Mamiellales; Mamiellaceae. The coding region runs from base 525 to 1589 and encodes 354 amino acids. Gene Ontology annotation, molecular function: glutamate 5-kinase activity; ATP binding; RNA binding. The record is from RefSeq and is a predicted model, not a curated record. Gene Ontology annotation, cellular component: cytosol; cytoplasm.